AUGACCGAUACGAACGAUAUGCCCGCUUCGACUUCGACAUUCACCCCAACGUCGACGUUCACGAAUGAAACCCUCAAUCUUAAUAUCACAUUUACCGAAGCAGAGCUGGAGGAAAUGGAAAAGUACUGCAUCCCCUCUCAUCCACCAAUACCCAACACGGCGAGGAACUCGGAAGACCCAUGGGUUCCUGUGGAUCGCGUCGAGAAACUUGCCUCUCGCGAUAGCGCUAGUUCUGCUUCUUCCACUUCGAGCGUCCAAGUUUACCACUCCGAUAGCACACACGCGAUCUCUCUUGCUCAAGAACCAGAGCCGACUUUCGACUGGAACUUCGAUUACGAGCCUCUGAUAUUCAAGGAAGUCGACACGUCUGGAUCUGCCUCCUCCUCUUCGAAUUCCUCUUCGAAUUCAUCGAUACCUUCGCCUCCUCGCACCGAUGCGGUCACGACAUCUUUCCUACCUCCUUCUGCGUCGACAUCCGCCGUUGCUGUCGUGACUGAUUUCGACUUCAGUUCCACUCCAGAGUCUGCGUUUGGAAGUGAUAUGACACUUCCUUCUGGCCCGCUGACGAAUUUCGACGAAGACUUCAUGUGGAGAGCGCUAUCCGGGUUCGCCCAUUCGACCACACAGACUACCGCCUUCGACACGUCCACGUCGUUCAGCAGCGGCAUUUCUGGGCACGGGUUCGUCGACUACAGUGCCUGGAACUCAGCCACACCGUCGAUCCCACCCGUGGCUAUUCCGGUAGCUGAAUAUGCGUCGUAUCUUCCCGCCCAAGUUCACCCGUACUUGAAGACAUUUCCCUACUCCCCAGAAUCAGUAGUUUGGCCACAGCCGGUACCUCCCGUUGGAUUUACAGCUGGAACUUCACAACCAGGGACUUGGAGGGAGGGGUACUCGUUGGACACGCACGGCUUCGAGUUCGCGUCAAAGCCAUCAACGCCUGCGGUGCCGUCGUGUGCGUCUGCGGCUCGGCCUGCUCAGACUAAAUCUACACCGGUGCAGAAACAGGAGAACAAUUUUUCACUCUACGAUUUCGGAGACCUGACGACGUUGCCGACUGCCACCACCAGCGCGCUCUUCACUUCUGCGGCAAACUACGAUUCGCCAUACAGUGCCUCAACGCCUGGUGCAUACGCAUCACCUUUGCACCUGAAUAUCGCGACCCUACCGUCCUGUGAACCGUCGCCGGCCACGGAUUCUGUAAGAGGAACUCCCAUUGGGGAUUUAUCUACCCUCCCAAUGUCUCAAGCGACCAGCGGAACGCCUCGAAAUACCCCAAUUGUUAUCCCUUCCUCCCUUCCUCUCGAACGCCUCGCUUCCAAUUCCUCCGGUGUUCAGCGGCGCUCGCCUUCUGCUCAUCGCUACAACCCCUACGCGUCGCGUAGAACCAAGGGGGAGGCGCAUGAUACCCCUUGCAUCCCCACACAGGCGCUCACACCCAUCUCGAGGACUUCGACUCCGUUGAAGAGAAGCCCAGCCCUCCCGCUGGCGGGGCUCAAUGAUACGGUCGCGUUUAUCUCGCGAACGAAGAACCGCAGGCCUAUAAAGCUCGAGGAAGAGGGCACUCAAGGACAGGCAAAAGAGUCCAGAAGCUCUGGCGGAGCGACGCGGACGCGUCCAUCCCGCGCCUCACACCGUCUCGCGCCGUACUCGAUUCCUGACCGCAGUACCUCUGCGCCGAUACCUUCCCCUUCUACCUUCCCCUCUCCUGAAACUCGCAACUCGUCUUCUUCUCCGCCGUCGCCGCCGUAUAUGCCCUCGUCGUCUCGCUCGCGUCCUCGCGCUGCACCUGCACGGCCGGCAACCACGUCGCCGCCGAACCCAUCGAGGCGUCGCAAGCCGCGCCCCGAGGGCCAGACAACUUUCAGCUAUUCGGGGACGGUUAAGCAAGUGCGAUCCUGUGCAGAUUCGGUCUGGUCGUGA
Messenger RNA from Cyclocybe aegerita, 1923 nucleotides. NCBI's taxonomy places the organism in Eukaryota, Fungi, Basidiomycota, Agaricomycetes, Agaricales, Hemipholiotaceae. The record is from the annotation of a GenBank genome assembly.